AUGGCCGCCGCCCCGGACCCCGAGGACGCCGACUUCCGCCGCCUCAUGGACCUGGCGCACGGGUUCAUGGGGUCCCAGGUCCUGUUCACGGCCUGCGACCUCGGCGUCUUCGAGGCGCUGGCCGCGGGGCCCCUGGACGCGGCCUCGGUGGCCCGGGUGCUGGGACUCAGUCCCCGCGGGGCGCGGCUGCUGCUGGACGCCUGCGCGGGGCUGCGGCUGCUGCAGAGGCGGGAGGAGGCGCCGGCGGAGGAGGACUGCGCGUACGCGCUGGCCCCGCCCUCCCGCGAGCUCCUCCUGGCGGGCGGCGCCCGGUCCCCAGCGCGCGAUGCUGCUCUACCUGGGGGGCGGCGGCCUACGGGGCCUGGGCGGGGCUGGGCGGGGCCCUGUGUGGGCGGGGCCUGGCGGGCGGUGGGCGGGGCCCCGAGCCCCACGACGUCAUCCUCCCCCCCCCCGACCCGUUUCUCUCCCCCCGAUGACGUCGCCGCCCCGGGCCCGUCACUCACGGCAGGGGGGGGGCGGAGCCUGCGUCCCCCGGGCGACGGCCAGGACGAGGACGAUGACGUCACCUACGAGCCCUUCGCCGCCAUCUACAGGUCGGAGGCGGAGCGCCUGUCCUUCAUGCGCGCCCUGCAGGACACGUGGCGCGUGGCGGGGGGGCGGGUCCUGGCGGCCUUCGACCUCUCGCCCUUCCGGGUCAUCUGCGACGUGGGCGGCGGCUCGGGCGCCCUGGCCGCGGCCUGCGCCCGCCUCUACCCCGGCAGCGCCGUCUGCGUCUUCGAGACCCCGGGCGUCGUGGCCGCCGCGCGCGCGCACUUCCCGCCGGGCCCCGCCCGCCUCUGCGCGGGCGACUUCUUCCGGUCCCGCCUCCCCGCGGCCGACCUCUACAUCCUGGCGCGCGUCCUGCACGACUGGCCGGACGAGGCCUGCGCGCGGCUGCUGGGCCGGAUCCGGGCGGCCGGGGGGCCAGGCGCCGCCGUCUUGGUGGUGGAGGCCCUGCUGGCGCCGGGCGGCCGCGGCCCGCUGCCCGCGCUGCUGCUGUCGCUGAACGUGCUGGUGCAGACGGGCGGCGGCCGCGAGAGGACGCGAGCGCCAGUACCCCGCGAGCUCUGCGCCCGCGCCGGGUUCCCGCGCUUCCGCUGCCGCCGCACGGGGGGCGCCUACGACGUCAUGCUGGCCCGGAAGUGA
Peromyscus californicus insignis is the source of this 1185-nucleotide messenger RNA. It is a transcript of the gene Asmt, whose product is annotated as acetylserotonin O-methyltransferase. Lineage: Eukaryota; Metazoa; Chordata; Mammalia; Rodentia; Cricetidae. The record is from RefSeq and is a predicted model, not a curated record. Gene Ontology annotation, molecular function: O-methyltransferase activity.